GACGUAGAAAUGUCUAUGGAGAUCAUGCUGAGCUCAUCUUAUCUGUGAUUCAUCUGUUCCUGCUUUGAUGGCAGAAUUAUGUGCGAAGUAACUGAUUAAUUAAUGUGAUGUUUUGUAGAGACAAUAACGAGGGAUAAAAUGUAGAACAGACGUCACGAGGAUUUAUUGCAAAUAAUUAAACAAUCUUAUUGCGACGAUCGUGGACAAGAAUGCGCGUGUGUGUGUGUGUGUGUGCGCGCAUGUACGUGUGCGUGCGUGCAUGCAUGUGUGUUGUGCAUAAUAAAUGUUGAUAGAUUAAUAUUAUUAAUUUAAUAGCGAUAUUACGUAGAUCGUUUUCGUAAUAAAACGUAAUCGAAAAGGGAUUAAACAGACAGUUCUAAAUACGACAGAAAUAGCUAAGCAUUUAAUAUUGAAUGUUUACACAAAGACGUAUUACAACAAAUUCUAAUGCCAAUACAGGCACCACAGUGGACUGAAUUUCUUUCUUGCCCAGUUUGUUGUCAUGACUUUGAUGUGGCCGUACGAGGUCCAAUAUCUUUAGGAUGUGGUCAUACUAUAUGCCGUACGUGUCUAGCAAAUUUGCAUCGCAAGCAAUGUCCUUUCGAUCAGAGUACUAUAAACACUGAAAUAGAAAGAUUACCAGUAAAUGAAGCUCUGCUUCAAUUAGUUGGUAAUACUGUUCCAACAAAUGUUGCAACAUCGUAUCAAAAAUUAUUACCACCUGAAGAUCAUACUAAUUACUUAGUGGCUAAGCGCUGCAUUGAAGAAUUAGCGCUCUAUUUGAAACCAUGUCAGACAAAUCCAACCAUAGCAGCAGGAAUGGGACUUGUGUCUCGUCCGAUGCAGAGAAAAUUGGUUACGUUGGUAGGGUGCCAAUUAGUAGAACCAGAGGGAAGAGCACGUGCUGUAAGAGCAGCUCGAAGCUUAGGGGAAAGAUCCGUCACAGAGUUAAUAUUACAACAUCAAAAUCCUCAACAGCUUAGUGCCAAUUUGUGGGCUGCUGUACGUGCACGCGGUUGUCAGUUCCUUGGGCCAGCAAUGCAAGAGGAAGUUCUCAAACUAGUUCUUUUAGCUUUGGAGGAUGGUUCAGCUCUUUCGAGAAAAGUUUUAGUAAUGUUUGUGGUUCAACGUUUGGAACCACAUUUUCCACAAGCAUCGAAAACAAGUAUUGGACAUGUAGUACAGCUCCUUUAUAGAGCAAGUUGUUUCAAGGUAUCCAAGAGAGAGGGCGAUUCAUCUUUAAUGCAGCUAAAAGAAGAAUUUAGAACAUAUGAUGCUUUAAGAAGAGAACACGAUGCUCAGAUUGUUCAAAUAGCAACUGAAGCUGGAUUACGAAUAGCUCCUGAUCAAUGGUCCGCAUUAUUGUAUGGAGAUACUGGUCAUAAGUCUCAUAUGCAAAGUAUUAUUGACAAGCUACAAACGCCACAAUCUUUUGCUCAAAGCGUGCAAGAAUUAGUUAUUGCCUUACAACGUACACCUGAUCCAGGACAACUUAGCGGUUUAAGGCCACAGCUAGAAUUAUUAGCUGCAAUAGAUCCUAGUCCAGAAACAGAGCCGCCCACAUUAGCUGAAUGUCGUGCAGCAUUGGAAGCUGUUAGAACUGUGGUUGCAGCUUUGGUGGAAUUCAUUCAACAACAUGGAAAUAGAAAAUGUUCAGAUGGUACUCAUAAUAUUGGUCCAAGUCAACCAAAAUACAAAGUAAGCAUGUGUAGAGACCUUGCUCUUAGAGGAUCGUGUCCAAGAGCUACCAAUUGUACUUUUGCACAUAGUGACAUGGAACUUGACAAAUAUAGAUCAAAGAACCGAAAGUUGAGUAUCAGAACAAAUUUACCUCUGAAUAGUAACACGGAAUUAAAGACGGAUAAGUCUAUUGUUGUUCAAAACAACAAGGUUUUUAAGCAAAGCGAAGAGGCACCUUAUCAUUCCAUAAAACCACAUGAUAUUCAUAGGGAUAGUUUUAAUUCAUUGAAUAAAGUCAAUCCAACGCAACAUCCCAUCGUUAGUAACGAAAAUAAUUUUGUUGGAUCUUUGACAAAUUACAUGUUGCCACCGCCACAAAAUUUAUCACAUAUGGUUCCUGUGAAAAGCAUGGACAUUCAUUGUCCUCAUUAUAUUAUGCCUGCAGCAUCUUUAGAUUAUAACACAACUGAUAUGAAUAUGUGGGAUCCGCCACAAGUAACGUCAGGUGUAACAAAUGGGAUUUCUAAUAGUAAAAAGCAACGAACAGUAGCAAAAACAUUGGCAAUGUUGUUACAACGUAGAAUGGAAAUUUUGAAUCAACUUGAAACUAUAGUCAACAAGCAAGCUCCUCAGAUGAAAAUGAAUUGUGACAUUCAAGGAGAUCUGCUUUCAUCGAAUUUAUCGAUAUGGGCAAAUUCAUCUGGGAGUCCUAUAGGUCCUGCAUCAAAUAUGAGUUGCAGUAAUAAUUUUCGAUGUGCAGAUUCUGUAUUGUUUGAUGAUGAAUUUGUACCAUUCGAUGCAUCACCUUCGAGCAAGUAUGGACCAAUAUCCAAAUUAUCAAAAACGAUGAUAAGAUCUCCAAAUGGUGUACCACCUACAAGUUUGUAUAAUGAGGGUCCACCUGCAAUAUCUACUUUUCGACCUAUGCCAGCUCCUAAUUCCAUUUCAUCAUGGUAUUACGGAAAUCAGCCUUAUGCGUCUAUUGGUACAAACGGAGGAAUGCAAUCUGUUACUACAUCCAAUUAUGGAGAUGGAUAUAUCGCUCUCGGACGAAAUAUAUCAGAAUCACAAACGCACUCGCAUCUUUUGCAACAGGAAUGUAUGUCCAAAGAUUUAAUCUUGGAAUCACAGAAAGUAAAACAACAAUUGAAACAUUUAGAGAAGAAAAUUAAUGAUUUAAAGCUUGCAACGCAAGGUGCAGCUUUUACAGCCGGUGAAAGACUUGCGCAGGAGUUGCAAAUGAUUGAAGCGGGUAUUAGAGAAAAGGAAAAGGACGUGAGAAAUUGGAGUCCGUAUGGUGGUACUUUACCAUGGAUUCAAUCACCAGCUAGCUUACUUACUAAUCAAAGCUUUAAUCAGGAUUAUAAGACCGAAGAGGAAGAUACAUAUGAGGCUGGCAUUGCGAAUGAUAUGCGCGAAUUAGAAUUACGAUGGGAGUUUGAACUGCAGGAACAAGAGAAACAUUGGUCGAGCGAAGAAGAUAAUUCGAAAAAGUAACAUAAUCUUGCAGUAUUAAAUAUUAACUCCCAGAUCUGACAAUGACUCAAGAAAAAAGCAUGUGUUUUCGCAUGUUCGUAUAAUUCUUUAAGAAAACUUUUAUGCGUCAAUGCGUUUACUUCUGUAAUUGGAUAAUCGAAAAUAUAUAGAUGGAACCAAAAUAUAACAAUUCGUUUAGUAAGUAUACCUUGGUAAAAACAGACCGUUUUCCUUUUUGCUGAAGUCAUCCCGCGUAUACAGUUGAAAAAUUGGCCAUAUUAAUCAAUAUAAAUGACAAUAUUGCAGAAAGGGGCCAUCUAUUAAUUUUGCUCGUUUAAAAAUAACCGAAGUAAAGGAGUAUAAGUGUUUUCAAAAGAAAUGGAUCUUAUAUGUGAAAACGCUUAUUAAAUUUCUUUUCGACUAACGAUUAAAUGAUUCUGUAUUAGAUUUUAAGCUAGUUUACAAGUUUGAUAAUUAUUCUAAUUUAUGAAUAAUUGUGUUGACAUUUAAAUUGCUACCACGGUAUCUAUAUCUCGUUCUCUGUUUUGUACACAUUUAAUAUAAAAUUUGAUAAAAAGCUUUAGUCGAAGUAAAACAAGAUUGAAAAUAAAAAUUUCAAUUUUGUUUAUUCUCUUUCUCAGGAAAUUAUAUCCGUAUCUUAUAAUUGAUAAAGAAUUGUAAUUUAUUUUUUCGAUACAGACACAGAUAAAUUCUAUGUAUCAUUUUCUUAAUAAUUCCUAAAUAUGCAUUUUGAAAAUUGCUACGACGUUUGUCUUUUACAUAUACAGUUUAUGUAAGAUUUCGAUCUUUCCCAUUAAAAGUUAUAUAUAGAAUGUAAAACAAGAGGUAAAAUUGAUGGAAAAUUACUAAGAAGAACAUCUAGGCUUUCUAUCAAUUUUAUCGGAUUCUAUAUGUAAUCUAUUUCUACAAGGUUUCAAUGAUAGCUCUAAUUAUUUUUUUCUCGUUUCUAUUCAUAAUGUGAAGCAUUAACUUGAAUGUAGAAUAAAAGCGAAGAGGGCUGUGUACAAUGGGAAGUAAUAAGCGCAACAAUACUGUUUGUGCAAGCUUCAGAUUAAUUGCAUGUUAAACAUGUCACUAUGUGUAUAAUGAUACACACAUACCUAUGUUGAUGGUAUGAAAUCACAUACAAUCUAUACUAACGUUCUUUGUUUGAACAUACAAAACGAUAAUAAUUAUAUACAUAUCGGUAUAUAAUGUAUAGUCAAUGCACUUGGCACUAGCAGUACAGAUUCUUUAUAGAUUUUGUGUUAUACUUGAAAAUCUUUUCUUUUUCUUUUUUUUUUUUUUUUUUUAACAUUUAUAUAAUAUUCAUUGUAUGAAAUUAUCAAAUUACACUUAAACCAGUAUUCACAAUAUACGACUUAUUUCUCGUAAAUCCACAUUUUCUAAAUAUUAUUAUUCGAAGGUAGAAAACUGGUUGCGUAAGAUGUUGAGAAUAAAUAUACGUGCUAUAUUAGCAUUAUGCUUUAGCAAUAGAAUUUGAGUUUGUAAUUUAAAAAAAAGUAAAGGUACAUUAGUCUUAAAGGGCUUUGUUUUAUGCAAGACGAAUUCUUAUGUCUCUUUUCAUCAUCUUACAGCAUGUUGAAACAUAAGAUAACUAUGAAAAGACUUAUCAUAUAUGUAUAUGGUAUGGCAUGAUAAACCAUAUAAUAUACAACAUAUGAAUGUAUGAAAAACUUAUUAAAACGUAUAUAUUCAAAUAUUUGUUAUUUUGUAAAGGUCGCUAAAAUUACGUGGAAUAUAUCGCAUAGAAUAAUCAUUUUCGUUGAUUAUCUCGUAUCAUCAUCCCAUUGUAUGGACAGUACUGAACAAUUUUGUUGAAUUGCGUCUUUGUAUGUGUGCGUGUGCGUGUGUGUAUAUAUAUAUAUAUAUGUGUAUAUAUAUAUAUAUAUAUAUAUGUGUGUGUGUGUGUGUGUGUGUGUAUGUACAUAUAUGUCAUGCGAUAUAGCCGCGUAAGUCUGAUGUAUUUUUCACAAAUGUACUGUAAGUGAAAGUGUAAUAUAUUUAUCUACUCAAUAUUUUGUGUUAAUUAUUAUGACCCUUAUUGUCUUUCAUGUCCCUAAAAAGUGUUGAAAUAGAAAGUAUAAAAUUGGUAAGAGUCGUGUUUGAUUUAAACAAAAGCAGGUACAAUUUUGCUUCAAGUUGGAGAGAAACUCUCGCUUACAGUCAACCAUGAUACUUGUAUUUGUAUCUUCUUUCGAAUUUUCUACGAUAAUUCCAGACAAUUUUGUUAUAAGGAUAUGUAAUAUACACAUAUAUAUGUAUAUUAGAUAUCUUGUUUUUCAGUGUUCAACUUAAUUUAUAUUUAUUAUAUAUCGAAUAUAACGUGCUGGACGUUAUAUUCGAAUUGUCUUAUUUUCGUAUGUAUAUGUCUAACAACAUUUUUCUACGGCAUUCGGCUCCGUCAAUAAGCGAAAAGUGAUGAUAUGUUUUUCUUUAUAAGUGAUCAUAUGACUUUGAAGAAUAUCUGGAGCUGUAUUUAUGAAAUGGCAAGUUGCCGUGAAAAAUUUCUAGAAAAUAAUCUUUUUGAUAGUUGCAAGUAAAAUGUGCAUGCUAUAUUUAUGAUGCAACCAAUGGCAUAUGUCAAGCUUCCAAAGAAACGUAUACAAUUCAGUGAUGACAGUUGAAGAAUGAUAGUUUCAAAAUGUAGGACCAAAAAUAAACGUACAUACAUAUAUAAUAUCCGAACUUAUCUACUGUAGUACAAUAUAUAUUUUUUCAAAAAGGAAUUCAAAAGAUAUUAAAUAUGAUUUUGUAGCAUCAAUUAUUUCUUUAAUAGUUGGACCAUCUACGGUUGCAAUAAUUUUGGAAAUAUUUAUUUCAAUUUUAAACAUUAACUUUUGAAAAUGUAUAAAUAUCCAUAUUACAUAUUAAAUGUUGCCAGAGAUUUGACAAAAUUAUCCAAAAUGACAAAAAUCCAGCUUGCAACGUACUAGUCUUAGGAUCUCAGAGAAUAACGCUUUCUAGUUUUUCACAAAUAGCGAGUCUAUCUAACGGGAUUUAUAUAUUAUUCUGAAAUCGUUCAAGUAAGACGAUAGAUUUACGAAGAAAAGCAGCUAGACUUGAUUGCAGCAAAAUCGCAUUCUGUAAAAUUUCUAAAAUCUAUAUUAUAAACGAUCGACCGAAGUAGAAAGAAAUGUAGUAGUGAAAAAUGAAGAAACGUUAUACGAUUAGAGAAUUUAGAAAACCCAAAAGUCGGGUGAAUUUUGCGUAUACAGAGCUUGCGUAUACACGCUUGUCAAGAAGACCUUGGAUAUUCAAGAGCAGCAACAUUGGAGAGGCAGGAAUAGGGGAUGUAUUGGAUUACCAUAAAUUCAUGAAAAAACAAAAAUCUGAAUUUCAAAAAUGUUACAAGAAAAUUUACAAAAACAGCAGCAAUAGAAUGGAGUUGCAAUUAUUAAGAAACAAGCUUCAGGAACGGUUUCAAGCUUAGCGUUUUUAUACCAUUACAGAGGAAAAAGAAAGAAAAGGAAACGAGUGGGGAUUGAAAAUUUGUUAAAGAAGAAAAAAAAAAAAAAAAAAGAAAACAAUUUGUCCAAUUUAAUUGCGACUUGGUGUAAAUAUCCUCUAUAUAGUCUCCAAUGCCAUCUAACAAUGUCUUCUAAAAAUGCAAACCCGAUGACGAAACAAUGGCGCUGUUCUUAUUAAACGUCUAAGAGAAUUCUUUCAAAUUAAUCCGUCCAAAGGAAAGAAUAAUGUCCUCGUUCAAUUCAAGAGAGAUUUCAAUGCAACGUUUAAAAGGUCCAUUAAACAUGAACAGAG
Vespa velutina is the source of this 6939-nucleotide messenger RNA. It is a transcript of the gene roq, whose product is annotated as roquin-2. NCBI's taxonomy places the organism in Eukaryota, Metazoa, Arthropoda, Insecta, Hymenoptera, Vespidae. The transcript is spliced from 20 exons. The coding region runs from base 448 to 3177 and encodes 909 amino acids. The record is from RefSeq and is a predicted model, not a curated record. Gene Ontology annotation, molecular function: metal ion binding.